AAUUUUUUUCACUGCGUUGCUAAGACAAACUUGUCAGCUAAGAAGUUUUGUUUUCUAACCAUCAGAAAACAAAAUUUAUGAAUUGUUGUUUAUAAUGUUAAACAAGUUAAUUGUAUUUCUACUACUCAUAGAAAGAGAGUUAUUUAUCCAUUAUUAUUCUGUCACAUUACUUUUUGUUUCAUUGUACAGCUUAUUCAUGAAGGGACUACAUUUUGAGUAGACAACUCAUGUGGAUAAAAACAUUUUACCACACACAAAAUGGGUGAAAUAAUAAGACAAUGGUUAUUUCGCAAAACAGGAGUCUUAAUUAACCUCGAAGAACAAGAUUUUGGGUUGAAUUUCAGUGAUGGUACUUUAUUAACUAAACUUCUACAAAGUUAUAGCAUCAUAAAUGCAGAUGUUGCAGAAACUAUUAGACCAACUGAAAAUCACAAUAUUAAAGUAAGUAACAUUUAUCGUUUGCAAAAGCUAUUAAAAUUAAUAGGGAUUCACUGCAACAAUACAACUGUUGAAGAAAUAGCUUUAGGAUUUGACACUACAGCUUUGAAACUAAUUUAUGAGUUGUUUAUGAGUUUAGAGGGUAAUGAAAAAUCUUACUUCAUUGCUCAGAUGAAAGAAACCAAAAGUGAAAAUUCUAGUUUGGAAUUAUCUUUUGAGACAGAUCUACCAUAUCCAGUCACUAAACAAUGCCCACCGGUUAACAAUAUCAAUGAAAAAUUAAAUAUUUUAGAAGGGCAUCAGAAUCGCUAUAAAGCCAUAAUAAAAAAAUGUAAGAAUGCAAAAGUAGAAGCAAGAGAAGCACUUAGAAAUCAAUUAAUUUAUAAAGAUCCAUGUGCUACUGAUAACACCCCAAAACAUAAGAAACAAUCAUUGAAAGAGAAAGAGAUACAUAUCACCAAAAUAUCCAUGGAUGAUUUUUCUCUUAAGCACGAAUCAAAUGAGAUGGAAUUAACCUAUGAGAACUUAAUACAAUUGAAAGAGACAUCAGAAAAUUCUGCUUUGAUGACAGCAUCAAAAACAAAAGCUAAUGAACUUUUAAAUUUGAUCAGACAACGUACAAGACGAGAAGCUGCUAGCCAAGCUUUUAGGCACAGCAUGCGAACCCUUCUACUUACAGAAUUAUGGGAUCGUUUGUUGGAACAGUACGAAAAAGUUUUCGAUGAAGGAGUCUUACAGAAAUUGCUAAGACAAUCCCUUUAUGAAAAACAGAUAGCAACAAAACUUUUGCUUGUUAGGCAUGAGCAAAAAACAAUUGCACAAAACAGGAUCCGGAGAAACAAGUUAAUUUUGGAUAGGCAACAAACAGAGUUGACAUUAGAUUACUUAAAAAAGAACGCAGAAAAGGAACUUGAAACAUAUGAACUAAAUAUUGAAAAAAAGAGGAAGUUAGAGCUUCACAGGAGACUAUAUGCUGAUAAACUUAAACGUAAGUACGAGAAACAUUAUUCACUGUGCCAUGAAAUAUUAGAUGCAAUUGUUGAUUUGUCUGUUAAGUCAUCAUUAUAUCAAAAAUGUUUUGAUUAUGAAGUACCAAGUAAAUUGUGGGAGGAAUGGAAAUUAUCAUUCAUUAAAGGUUUACCAAUAUUUGAAAAUAUUGAAAAUUUAGAACUCAUGCUUAACGAAGAGUAUCAAGAAAACCUUGACCCUUCAGUUACAAUUGAAGUGGAAAGAAAUGAAGUUUUGAUAGAUCAUGAAUUUAAAGAUUACAUGAAUUUAUCAGGGCUUUGGUCCUUAGAUGAAUUAAAUUCUGACCUGUUGAGCUAUAAAGAGGAAUUAGAAGUUCUGGGAUUUGUGGUUCACAGGCUUCUAGCUACUAAGUACCCCAAACCAGUUCCAAAAAAACUUGUAGCUCUGCCAAACGCUAAAGUAGCAGCAGUUGUUGUCGGCAUGGAUCCUGAUCAAACUCUCGAUGUGUUACAAGAACUCCUUCACAGUAGAGGCAUUGUUGUUGUCACGCUAAAGACUGUAUUAGAUGAGUCUGUCAGAGCAUACCACAAAGAAAUACUUGCCAAGCGUGAUUUUGAUGCAAGUACACUAAACUUGUACAUGGCUUUAAAUGGUACGCCUAACACAGAAAAACCUACAGUGAAUGAAAAUAAAGAUAAAAAUACACCACUUAAAUCCAUGUUGGAAAAACUUAAUGGCGUGACUAAUGAAUUAGAAGGAAUUGCUACUGUAAAAGAUAAAGCCACUCAAACACCAAGAAUAGUACCUUACGAUGAUGACACGAGCUAUCCGUCAAGAAAAGCAGAGUUAGGAAAGAUCAUAUAUGAAAUUCUCUUACAAGGACAACACAUACCAGACCAUUUACUGGUGGAUAAUUUGAUUGAGUUCCUUCGAGAAAAUACUUCGGAUAGUGGCUGGGUGCUUAUAAAUUUCCCAUCCACUUAUCAACAAGCGGCUUUCAUUGAAGAAUCUAUCACAGGGCAAAAACUUCCACAGAUUUCCAGUCAAACUCAGACUGCCGCAGAAUCAAAUGAAAACAUCGAGAUAAUAAACAGUAAAUCUCCAGGAGAAGAACUGCAGUCAUCACAAUCAUUACUGCUUCCUAACCCAAUUCCCGAACCAAAAACAGAGCCCUUUAGGACAUAUUUCAGUGUCUAUGUAAAACUGGAAAAGACAGAAGACGAUCCCGCCAAGUUUCAAAUCCUUUUGAACAGCGAAGGCUCACCGAUAGAAAAUAUUUACAGAGAACAAGGUGUUAUUUACUCUUUUAGUUACAAAACAUUCAACUUUGAUACCAUACAAAAUUUGGCAAAGUUGGUGAUAGGUGAAAGGGAUCCACCUUUGAAAAGCUCUGAAGAAUUAUUCGGGAAAGCUUUAGAAGAUGUAGCUAGCAAGUUUUUUCCUCCAAAAAAACCAGACAAGACUAGUAAAAAACUCCGGAAGGAAAAAUCCCCUAAAACAGUGCCCCAGUCUGAAGAUCAACCACAGAUUCCAACUAAGGAGAAAAAAUCUUCAAAAACGAAAAAAAAGAAGAUCCAGUUUAAAGAAACUGAUUCGAAGGGCAAAACCAAAAAACUUAAAACUGACAAAAGCAAAAAAAGAAAACAUGAUGGUAAAACAGAUACGAAAAGCAGUGAUGAAAUCAGUAGUGAAAAAAGUGAAGGCAGUACGAUAACAGACGACGAAAUCAUCCAACAGGAAACAGAAGCAAAGCCUGAAGCUAUCACUCAAACUCCAGAUCAAAAACCGUUAGAAUUAGAACAACCACAGGAAGCUCACCGGUUUGUGGAACCAGACAUCCCAUCAGAGUUUCAGGUUGUUUUAGCAACAGUGUGGGAAACAGCAGAGAAGGUGUAUAUAGAGACAAUGAAGCAGGUGUUUUUCCUCAUGCGCAUACAUCGUAGCACUAUCGCACCAUACGAGAAGUUCAUCAGAGACAAGUUCGCUGAAUUCAUUAGACGACCAGAUGAGAAGCAGCAAGUGGUCUCCAAAUUUCAAUUGCAAUUCAAUGAAGUCGAUGAGGAAUUGAGGGAGUUUGCAGAAAUGAAGAGUGAGCUUCACUGCAGGCUCCGGAAAAGGUCCACCAUGGCUCCAUGCUUGAAGUGGAACCCGGAUCGCCUUGGCGAGACGCUCGAGUGCCAAGCGGCUCCGGGCGGGCGUGUUUCCUACGGAGGUGAUCUGGCGCGGUGCAGGGUGUGGGAGCUGGAGAGCCUGCUGACCAACGCCUGCGACACCCGCGAGCAGGAGUCGGAGGCCGAGCGCCGGAGGGUGGCGGGGCAGAGCUGGGUGCCCGGGGAGCUGGCCGUCCUCGGAGGGGCCUACGCGGCGGGGGCACAGGCGGAGGUCGACCGCGCCAUCGACACCCUCCAGCUGGCAGCAGACUACUACCUCGCCGCUCUCGGGAAGCCCCCGCCCCUGCCGCGGCUCGACAGAGUGGCGUUGCUGCCGCGGGGUAGCGACGGAGAGUCGCCGUGCAACAUCCCCACCGCAAGUGACGCGCCCUCGCGUCGGCCCACUCGCAGCGAGCGCUCCGACGCCAGCAGCAAGCCCUCGGCAGUCACCAGGUGGCUGCUGGACGAGCUCAACGGAGCCGAGCCCCCGCUGCAAGGCAACGAUGCGUUCACCGCCAUCGACGCUGCGGACAGGGUCCUGGAGGCCAGCGCCGGCCUGGUGCGCGACCUCGCGUCCCGGGAGAAGCACGAGUUGGGACAAAAGAUGGGCGGAGACAAAAAAAAGAAGACGAAGAAACGGCCCAAGCGACCGGAAAUUCAAAGUUUGGACGACGAAGCCAACAAGGCAACAUUCGAAAAGAGAGGUCGUGUGAUUGAAGAAUGGGAGGAGGCUAUUGCCAGUGAAGUGAACCGUGCAACUUUCAGGCUGAAAUUGCUAAGGAGCAGGGCUCGUAGGGAUCUUACAGAGCUACUCACUCGAAUGCGGAAAAUGUUUCAGGAUAUCCGCGAACAGAUAGCUCAAAGGUACGAGCGCGAGGUCGGCGCGGUGCAAGCCUUGUGCGAGGUGUUGCGCGCGGCCGUGGAGGAGGAGACCCCCUUGCAGCAGGAACUGGUGCUGGAGCAAGACCGCUUCCUCGUCAGGCUCGACGCGCUCGUGUUCCCGGACCCGCCCCCUACGGCGGCUACCCGGGCGGACGAGCCCAGCCCGGACUCCACCUUCCGCGUCGACCAGCUCCAGUGGCUCGCGGCCACCUUCAGGUACCAGACCACUGGCCGCACGCGUGGCUCGCAGUCGAGAAACAUCAGGCGGUAA
This is a messenger RNA of Bacillus rossius redtenbacheri, 4710 nucleotides long. RefSeq names its product sperm flagellar protein 2-like. The coding region runs from base 259 to 4710 and encodes 1483 amino acids. The record is from RefSeq and is a predicted model, not a curated record. NCBI's taxonomy places the organism in Eukaryota, Metazoa, Arthropoda, Insecta, Phasmatodea, Bacillidae. Gene Ontology annotation, molecular function: protein binding. The transcript is spliced from 6 exons.